AUGUCUAAGCAAGAAUUUAACGCACAAUUUUGGUCGAAGAUACAAACAAAAGUCCGCAAAGAUCUUAACGAAGGGAUGGAGCAAGGCAAAUACCUCAGCUUUAACUAUCCUGUCAUAAACUUCACAGAGAAGGAUAAGUUCCCUUCAAUGUGGGGAAUCUUGUACAACGAAAUCUACAAUAAUGAGAAAUUAUCACCUAAAAAAAUGAUGCAGAAAUACAAGCAAUAUCAAGCAUUUGAGUUUGAAAUCAAUGAGAACCUCUCACAAGGCAAAUAAACUUCCCAGAAGGAUGAGCAAGAAGCAUGCUUCUAAUAACUUUCAAAGCCGCAGAUCGAUUUCUUUUGCUACCAGAAUAAGUAAGAAGAAAUAAAAAUACAAAUAAAAGCAAAAGGCUCAAGCCAGAUCUUAAAAAAUCAAAUUAUUCUACCGAUUCACGAAAUCCUAGUCACAAGAAUGUAGCCUGAAUCCAGGACGAUAGCAUUGUUAAAGAAGACAUGAGAGCCGGAUCUCCCAUGAUCAACUCAUUAGAUAAAAAGAGGAAAAGGCUCGAAUCGCACAUGCCAAAUAAGAUGGACUCAAUCAACUCUGAAGACUCCCAGCCUACACCUAUCGAUGAAGUCGAAGAUACCUCCAUACUGAAUCUAGAACUAUCAAAAGUUCAGAGAACAAGUUUACCCAAAAAUAAGGGAUUCACCAGGAAAAAUAGUUUGGUCAAAAGAAAAAUGCACCUUCCUAGAACCAAGAAAAAUCUAGAAUUUAAGCAGAUUAAUUCAACUCAGCAUCAUUUUAGACCUCAUUCAAGAGAUAAUGAUAAUAAAUCCUUGAAGAUUUUCCGUGGGAAAGAAUUGGCUAGGAUAAAUAAAAUGAGAGAUUUCAACAUCCGAAGAGGAACUAUCUCCUUCAAAAGCCAGCAACAUAAUCACAGAUCUUUAGACUCCCGCUAUAGGACGCUCACUCAGGAUACUAUAUAUGAUUCAUUUAUUAAAGAUACAAACUGAAAACUCAUCCAACUGAAGCAGCGCCAUCUAGCACAACCAGUAGCGUUGAAACAAAAGUUCUUAGAAACACAUUCGUCUCAUUUCAGUAAAGAAAUAUCCAAAAUCUUCACUCUGAAGGAUUCCACGCCAGUCGAAAGAAGGCCUCUGACAAAACUUCGUGGAAAGUCAAAAUAAUUUUUCAAAAUUAGAACAAUUUGAUAUAAAAGACCUCCUCCAAAAAGGAUCAAUACCAAUUUCCCAAAAGCACAAAUCCCUCGGCAUAAAGCCAUGGCUAGCUGACUCCACCAACAAACUGACCUAUUUCACCACCAAGCACCAAGUAAGCCCUGGCCCAUAAUCCUCAGCCAAAAUCCCACUCA
Molecule: messenger RNA, 1357 nt
Organism: Moneuplotes crassus
Lineage: Eukaryota; Ciliophora; Spirotrichea; Euplotida; Euplotidae
Source: the annotation of a GenBank genome assembly